Humulus lupulus (European hop) is the source of this 3168-nucleotide messenger RNA. RefSeq lists its product as uncharacterized. The transcript has 5 exons. NCBI's taxonomy places the organism in Eukaryota, Viridiplantae, Streptophyta, Magnoliopsida, Rosales, Cannabaceae. Gene Ontology annotation, molecular function: DNA binding. The record is from RefSeq and is a predicted model, not a curated record. The coding region runs from base 98 to 2734 and encodes 878 amino acids.
UUUUUCUUAAAAUUGGAAUUCUAUUAUCCAAACAUAAAAUAAAAUAAAAAAGACAGAGAAGGGAAUACUGAGAUAGUUUCCUUCACAACCCCCAACAAUGGCGGCGGUUGCCACAAACCGGCCCCAAACUCUGCCGGAGCCCACUUUGAAGCUUGAUUGCAUUCCUCAGAUAGACAUUAGCUCCCUCUCCCAGACGGAGCUUCACGCCCUCUCCCUCUGCUCCUCCUCCGCCUUCGACCUCCACUGUACCGACGACAUCGUCGUCCCCAAAAUUGACCGUGCCACCUUCAAUGAAAGCGCUGGUUCUCGUCGCCAGACUUACUCUCGUCCUCGCCGCUCACAGUCUUCUUCGUCGUCGUCCUCCGUUCGCACCGUUGCUUCCGCCGCCACCGGUCAUCGUCGUCGAGUUGCUGGACUUCUCCCGACUCCGAAAGUCUCGCAUAUCCUCGCUGAUGAUCCCGAACGCUACGAGAACCGUUCGAUCAUCGAUCACCUCAAGCGUUUCAUCUCGCAAGACCCUAAAUUCAACUUUGUUGAGUUCUCUCAGCCUUCGUCGCAAAUGGAAAUGGGGUUUAAUUACGAGGGAGGGCGAGGAGUUGCGGAGUUAGAUGGGGGAAGGGAUCAAAUGUCAUUGACGAGUUAUGGCGGAGAGAGGAAGAGAAAGAGAGGGAGGAAGCCGAAAUUGUUGAAGGUCCAACUUGAAAUGCAAAAUGUGGAGCCUGAGAGUUAUCGAGGUCUGGAGAUGGUGAACAGGAAUGGCGUUGCGGUCGACUUUUCGGCUUUGGGAAAUGCCGAUGAUCCAUACGGAGAGGAGUUCAGAAGGAGAACAGUGGGUUUGGAGAGUGAGGAAGCGCUUCUAGGGUUUCUCAGAGAGUUGGAUGGGCAAUGGGGUAGUAGAAGGAAGAAGAGGAAGAUUGUGGAUGCGAGUGAGUUUGGUGAUGCCUUACCCAUUGGUUGGAAACUUCUGCUGGGCCUCAAAAGGAAAGAGGGUCGUGCCUGGAUUUAUUGCAGGAGAUACAUAAGCCCUAAUGGACAACAAUUUAUAAGCUGCAAGGAUGUUUCUUCAUACUUGCAAUCUGUUGGUUGUCGCAAUACCCCGCAUCUAUUGAAUGGUCACAAAAAUGAAAAUAAUCAGGAAUACAGGCAGAUUACUGAAAAUCAUGCAGGUUUGAUCUUUAAGGAAGGAGAGCAAAGACAAGACCUAAAUUCAAGUUCUGCUGCACCCACUUCUACUUCUUAUGAGCAAGAGAAGGAAGUUGCUUUAUUCGGGAUGGAGAAUCUUGCAGAGGUUCAGAUACAUGACCUCUUUGAAUGUCACAAGUGCAGUAUGACAUUUGAUCAGAAGGAUGCAUAUUUGCAGCACCUUUUGUCCUUUCACCAAAGGACUACUAGGAGGUAUAGGCUUGGUUCAUCUGUUGGGGAUGGAGUGAUAAUCAAAGAUGGAAAAUAUGAAUGCCAGUUCUGUCAUAAAGUGUUUCUGGAACGUCGACGCUACAAUGGCCAUGUGGGGAUACAUGUAAGGAAUUACGUGAGGAAGGUUGAAGAUGUGCCGGGUUCAACUGAACAGCAGAAAAUUGAAUCUCCAACCACAGAGGAUUUGCCCGCAAAGAUCUCUAAAAUGGAUGCUUUAAUUGAAAUUGCUCAGAGUUCAAUACUAAAAACUUCUGCGAGACUUGGUGAUGGAUCAAAAGGUGGCUCUGCUCCUGAUAUAUCUCUUGCAAUUUUCAGUUCGGAAUUUCCCGAUUUUAAUCCUGAUCAUGAUAUGAACACGGAUUCUCCUCAUAGUGAACAUGAUCUUGAUGAUUGCAUGAUCGACCAGGAACAUAUGGAUCUUCAAGAUAAUGAGCAUGUGGUCACUGAUGGAACUACAGAGAAAACUGAUGGUGCUUGUGAAAUUGUGGAUGUUAAGAUGGAUUCAAUACUGGAUAAUUCAACUCUUCUUGCUACUAGAAAGAUAGAAAAUAAUGCACUUGAAUGUUUUGUGAAGGAAGAUAGUUCAGUAUUUAUCUCUGAUAGAGUAGAAAAGCCUGCUAUUGAGCUGGAAGGAGUUACUGAAUGUGAUAGGCUUACCCCGGUGAGUUCACAAAGUAUUUGCAAUGUUGAGAAUGCAGCAAAAAUGGAUAAUGACGGCACCUUAGGCUUAGAGCACCUGAAGCCUGUUCAAGUAAAUGCUUCCACAAAUAACGCACUAGAAAUCGACAUCGAAAUUAAUAUGGAUGGUCCAACUAAUAACAUUGCAGUAGAGUCUAUACAACAAUGUUCCGAAGGAACAGAACUCCACUUUGAGGUUUCUGAGUGUUCAAUGUCCAUGCUGCAACCAUUACCUUGUUUUUCCUCAUUGAAGGAAACUUCUGAUAAGAGACAAGCAAGUGAAAUGGGGUUUGAAGAGCUGAGGCUGGAAGAAAUAGAACCUUUGCAGUACAGUUUUGUGGGUGGCCAAGAUUCUUCCUUGCAGGAGGUGCCAAUAGAUUUGGAAGGUGCUGUUGAGAUGGAAGGUGCGUUUGGUUCCUCUGUCCAUUUUGAAUCCGGGGAAGUGAUGUUAAACAUGACUGGAACUCGAAGAGAUCAGCUUACUGCAUGUGUAUGGUGUGGGGUAGAAUUUAACCAUAAUACUGUUGAUUCUGAAAUGCAAUCAGAUUCUGUUGGAUUUAUUUGUCCAACAUGCAAAGUAAGGAUAUCAGGGGAAUUCAAUGAAUUGGAUAAUGGAUCACCUGUUAAUCAUCACCCGCUUUAAGAAAAGGACAGGUGGGGGUAGGAAUGGUAGAAAAGCUCUAUUGGGGAAAGCACUGCCGGGCCGGUUUUCCUAGCAUUAAUUUACCUGUUGUAACACAAGCCAAGCCCUAAUUAGCAUUUUUGUUUCUUUGUUUCAUCUCUUAGUAUUUAUCACGUCUAAUGAAAUAUUAAUAUGGUAAAUGAAAAACUUUAGAAAGAUCAAACUUGAUUUAAUACCAAAUUAUGUGAGCUUCAGUUUCUUGAUAAAUCUUUAUAUGUUGUCUUCUUAUUCCGGAGGAUGCCUUGUCCUCUGAUUUUUUGGUGGAUCAGAUUCAUGAUCAUUAGUACUUUAUUUUUAUUUUGAUUAUUUUAUUUUUUGUAUUAAAAAGGCAUCCAAGACUUCAAUCCUGUAAAUAAUCUUUCUAAAUAUGGUCAUACAUGUUUCUUUGGUCUAAA